Messenger RNA from Dictyostelium discoideum AX4, 3495 nucleotides. It is a transcript of the gene gacU, whose product is annotated as RhoGAP domain-containing protein. Gene Ontology annotation, biological process: signal transduction. Lineage: Eukaryota; Evosea; Eumycetozoa; Dictyosteliales; Dictyosteliaceae. The coding region runs from base 1 to 3495 and encodes 1164 amino acids. Gene Ontology annotation, cellular component: membrane. The transcript has 5 exons. The record is from RefSeq and is a predicted model, not a curated record.
AUGAAAAGUAGUAAAAAGACCUUAACAAAUUUUUGGAAAGAUCCAUCUACAGGUAAUCUUGUAUCACCCUCACCAUCAUCAAUUAAUGGUGGCGCAUCAUCUAGUGGCGGUGGUGGUUCCACUAUAUCACCUACCAAAUUAGCAAAAGAAGGUCCUGUAUUUGGUGUACCAUUAAAUGAUAUCUUUAAAAGAAAUUCAACAAAUGUUCACAAUGUACCAAAUGUUAUUUGGCAUAUCUCUUCAAAUAUUAGACAGUCAGCUAUGGAUGUUGAAGGUUUAUUUAGAAUACCGGGCUCAAAUACAACAUUACAACUUUUAAAAAAGAAUUAUAAUGAAGGUAAAAUAGGUACAAAAGAUGACUUAAAUGAUAAAUGUGAUGAUAUUCAUACACAAGCAAGUUUAUUGAAAUUAUUUAUUAGAGAAUUACCUGAUCCAUUAUUCACAUUUUCUUUAUAUGAUUCAUUUAUAAAAUCACAUGGUUCAAAAGAUAAAUCAAUUAGAGUUGGUUCUUUAAAGAUGUUAUUAGGUCAGUUACCAAUUGCCCAUUUUUCAUUAUUAAAAUUUUUAGCUGAAUUACUAAGAGAAGUUUCAACACAUUCAGUAAAUAAUAGAAUGACUUCAACUAAUUUAGCAAUUGUCUUUGGUCCAACAGUUAUGAGACCUCAAACUGAAGAUAUAGUCAAAAUGAUUGAAGAUGCUAGACAUAUUAAUGGUAUAUUUUUAUUAAUUAUAGAUGAAUAUGAAUUUUUAUUUAAUGUAAUGUAUAUAAAUAGAAAUAGAAAUAUAAAUAUAAAUAUAUAUUUAUGGAAAUCCAAAAAAAAUCCAAAAAUCUCUUUCCAGUUUUGGAAUUUUUUAUUUUUCAUUUUGGUUUUUUUUUUUGAACAACCAACAUUUGCAAAUAAUCCAAGUCCAAAUACGUCAAGGAAUAAUCUUAAUAGUUCAGUUAGACAAUCACCAAAUAAAGGUUUUGUAUCAUCAAAUCCAAAUAGAAAGGCGUCAAAAUUUGAAUUCAGUGUCGUUGAUGAUGUUGAAAAUAAUAGUAACGAUAUUAAUAACAAUAUUAAAUUAAAUACUAAUAAUAAUAACAAUAGUGGGAAAUCACAACAACAACUAUUACAACAAUUACAAAUGCAACAACUUUUAUCAAUUUCUCCAAAUUCUAGUGUUAUUGGGAUUAAUCAACAAAAUGCCAAUAAUAAUAGCGGUAAUAAUAAUAAUAAUAAUAAUAAUAAUAAUAGUUCAAACAAUCAAAAUAAAUUUUCAAUUCUUUUACCUGUUAAUAAUCAUCCACAACCAACAUUAUUAGCACCAUCUUCGCCAUCAUCUUCAAUUUAUGGUAGAAAUAAUAGUAAUGGUAUUAAUAAUGGUGCAACUUCACCAUUACCGCCAGCAUCACCACGAUCAUCAUUAACAUUAUUGGAUAUGAACCAUUUGAAUUGUGGUGUCAAUGAUUAUAGUGGAGGUUAUAAUAAUAAUAUAAAUAAUAGCAUUGGUAAUAAUGAAUUGAUUAGAGGUCUAAUAAAGAAAACAUGUUCAAUUUUAUUUGAUAAGGAAUUAACAUCAUUAACUGAUGGUUUUGAGAUUACAAAAGAUGAAACUUUUAUACCGGCAUUCGAUACAUCAAAUAUAAAUAAUCAUCAUUCUUCACCAACUUCAAAUAGUGUCAACAACAAUAAUAGCAAUAACAAUAACAACAAUAACAAUAGUAGUAAUAAUAAUAAUAAUACAUUAAACUCUGACAUUUCACAAAUUUCACCACGUUUCUCAAGAGCCAAUGAAAUCUCAUCAGCUUCAAACUCUUCAACUUCUUCACCUCAAUUACGUUCACUCUUAAAAUCUCAUGUAAAUAAUAAUUUAAAUAAUUUAAAUAAUUUACCAAAUCUUUUAGGUAAUUUACAAGCUCAACAACAACAACAACAACAACAACAACAACAACAACAACAACAACAACAACAACAACAACAACAACAACAACAACAACAACAACAACAACAACAACAACAAUUAAAAAAUCAAUCCGACGAAAACAAUAAUGUAACAAUAAAUAAUAGUAAUAAUAAUAAUAAUACGCCAACUUCUCCAGUUUUAAAUAUAAUAAAUAAUGCACCAAUAACAAUACCCUCUUCACCACCACUCAACACUGUAACAUCUAAUUUAUCACCAUCCACGCCAUAUAAUGAAUCGAAUAAUAACAAUAUUAAUAAUAAUAAUAAUAAUAAUAAUAAUAAUAAUAAUAAUAAUAAUAAUAAUAAUAAUAAUAAUAAUAAUAAUAAUAUAAAUAGUAAUAGUAAUAACAAUCCUUUAGAUAUUGCAUUUUCACAUUUAGAAAAAGUUAGAAAAGAAGGAAAGAGAAAUUCUGAUAUUAAUUUGAUGAGUAUCGAUGAAUUAAAUGAAGAGAAAUCAGCAAUAAAGAAGGAAUUACGUGAUUUUGAUACAAACUUUAAACGACAAUAUGGUCAAUUACCAAGAAAGAAUGAUAAAGAAAUUAUGAGACCAUUAUAUAUUAGAUAUAGAGAAGUUAAAUCAUUAAUAGAUUUAAAGUCACCACAAUCUGUAACUUCGACUCUAUCAAAUUCUUCUUCUUUACCUUCAACUCCAAUUUCAUUAUCAUCUUCAAAUUCUUUAAAUAAAUCGCAACCAUCAAAUAAUAAUAAUAAUAAUAAUAAUAAUAAUAAUAAUAAUAAUAAUGCCAAUAAUACCAAUACCAAUAAUUCCAAUAAUAAUAAUAAUAAUAAUAAUAAUAAUAAUAAUAAUAAUAUUAAUAACAAUUCAAAUACUGCUAAUAUGAGUAAUUCAACAUCAACAUUAAGUUCAUCUGGUCAACAUCAAUUAGAAAGAGCAAACUCAAGUUCCUCAAUAACGAGUGCUGCUGGUAUUGGUGGUGGAAGUAAUUCAAAAUCUUCAACCUCUCCACCAAAUGUUGUAUCUCCUUAUAUUUCACCAAGUACCUCUUUCAAUUCGUUAACUGAAUUAUCAAAUCAUCAAAAUAAUAAUAAUAGUAACAAUAAUAAUAAUAACAACAAUAACAUUGAUACUUCUGCACCAAUGAUUGUUGACUCACAUCAAUAUAAUAGUGGUAAUAGUAAUAGUAAUAGUAAUAGUAAUAGUAAUAGUAAUAGUAGUAGUAAAUCCUCUUCACCAAAUAUAACAGAUUUUACAAAACUUUCAUUAAAUGAAUUAAAAGAUAGAUACAUAAAGGUUAAAGGAGAAAAGAGAUCAUUGCAAAUUGAUUUACACAGAUAUCAAUCUGAGUUCACUAAAAAGCAUGGUAGAAAAGUUCAAUUUGUUGAAGACAGAGUGCCUGUCCAAGCAGAAUAUGAAAAAUAUAAAGAGUUAAAAAUUGAAAUUGUUGCUCUCGAAAAUAUCUUGGUAUUAAUCAACAACAACCACAACCACAACCACAACCACAACCACAACCACAACAACAACAACAACAACAACAACAACAACAACAACAACAACAACAACAACCACACCACUCUUUAUCAUCUUUAA